UAGAUGAACCCCUGAUCUGGUGAGAACACUACUGUGUGUAUAUUGCACAUAUUUGUUGUUGAUUUUAGCAUCUGAGCAUUUGGAGCUUUACUUCUAUUAAAAUUGUUGCAUUCAUAGUACAUGGACUACCAAGGGCAGCAUGUGUUUAUGGUUUGUGUGUUAAAGGUUAGUUAGUCAUGUGACCAGUAUAGCCACAUCACAAACUGUCCAACUGCUUAUACGGUAAGUGGAAUCAGAGAAACAUGCAUUCGUGUGCAAUGAAGAGCAGGAGCAGCACACAGACUCAUUUCUGCAUUUGCCUCUAGAGACUGCAUUUGAUAUGAUACAAAAUAAUGGAUGGUGGAAUGUGGAGGUUUGUAAUAUGUGGUUGGCGAGGUGAGAGAGGGAUUUUCUCUCUGUGACUCUUUCUCAGUGUGAGGAAUGACGCCCGCAAGAGCAUGUGCACUAAGCGAUCGCUUGUUGGGAGUUUGCUGGUCCUUUCUGUGUUUCAUAUGGGACUCGGGGUGUCCUGCGUCUCCCUGGGUGUGAUUGGGGUCACACAAACCCUGUGGCAGCAGAAAAGCCAACACUCCUUCUCACCUAUAUGGAGCGGCGCAUGUUUUCUAGUCUGUGGACUAAGUGGGAUCCUGUGUGCGAAGAAGAGAACUGGACUGACUAUGAUCCUAUUUUCUGCCUGUUGCAUCUGUGGGCUUAUCGGAGGGAUUCUCAAUGUCCAGUUUGUGAGGGCGAUGAUGAAACGGGCAAGCAGCCUGCACUCUUUUCAUCUAGCCUUCCUCUGCCUGGACAGCCUGGGCAUUCUGGGCUGCACCCUCUCCACCUGGCUGACAUGCAGACUCGCCAGCUCUGAACAGAAAAGACUGUUUCUGGAAAGAGAUUUGUCCCUGCAUCAUUCUGUGGAGAUGGGAGAGAAGGUGAAGGCGGUGUGUGUGGCAUCUCUUUAAAGACUGUGAAAUCUCUUUUGUUUUUAUUAAAACUGGAAAAGUGUUGAUUUGGUUUGUAGAGAUAAAAGUAGCAGUUAUUUGUCUAGAAAGGCUUUAUAUCAACAUUGUUUAAGCUAUAGAAAAAAUAAAUACAGGAAUAUAAUCAGUUAAAAGCAGGAGUGCCCAAACUCUGUCCUGGAGGGCCAGUGUUCUUCAUAUUUUUUUGUUCCAACCCCAAAUAAACAAACCUUAACCUCAAGCCCUUACCAGGUAUACUAGAAACUUCCAGGCAGGUGUGUUGAAGGAAAUUGGAGCUAAACUAUGCAUGACGCUAGCCUUGCAGGACUGAGUUUUGGCACCACUGGUUUUGUUUGGUGCAUAAAUCUAAAAAAAAAAUUUAUAUAAUGUUUUGUAGCAUCUAUGUAGAGUGAUAGUUAGAAAUACAACUACUUAAAUCUGACAUAUUAUGUAAGCGAUGAAGUAAAUCCAGGAGAUUGUUAUCGCAGAAUAUUACAGAGCUGUCUGGCUUCUGAUUGGUCAGUCACAACUUUUUAAAUUAUACUGAGAUAACAACUGCUAAAUAACGCAGACUCAUCUGAAACCUUCAUAUCACAUUGACUGUCACUGAAAAUGUUUUUAUGUGUAAACUUACAUCCACAUUCAUUUGUAGUUACUGGAUGAGUCUGGUUUUUUAGCAGUAGUUAUCUCGAAAUAACAUAUUUUGGAAGACAUCUGUGAAAUAUUAUAUUAUAUUAUAUUAUAUUAUAUUAUAUUAUAUAUUUAUUCUUUUUCCUUUAUGC
Danio rerio (zebrafish) is the source of this 1720-nucleotide messenger RNA. NCBI's taxonomy places the organism in Eukaryota, Metazoa, Chordata, Actinopteri, Cypriniformes, Danionidae. The record is from RefSeq and is a predicted model, not a curated record.